Molecule: messenger RNA, 984 nt
Organism: Suillus subalutaceus
Lineage: Eukaryota; Fungi; Basidiomycota; Agaricomycetes; Boletales; Suillaceae
Product: glycoside hydrolase family 16 protein
Exons: 6
Coding region: 1-984 (327 amino acids)
Biological process (GO): glucan catabolic process
Molecular function (GO): hydrolase activity, hydrolyzing O-glycosyl compounds
Source: RefSeq, a predicted model, not a curated record
AUGCACACACUCUCUAAGCUCUUUCUAGCUGCUCUCUCAUUGACCACCCUGGUUGGUGCUCACCAGUCACGCGCCCAUUCGCGUCACCGCCGUACUGCUGUCCGUAGACAGUCUACCAACAAAACCUACACCAUUCAGGACUUUUAUCAGGGGGAGGAUUUCUUCAAUAAUUGGGACUUUUUCACUGGUUCGGACCCCACCAGUGGCAAUGUCAACUACCAAAGCCAAUCGGCCGCACAGUCUAAGGGACUUGCAUAUGUCAAUGAUUGUGAUAAUUCGACGGUUCUUGCAGUUGAUUCAACCAGCACCGUUGCUGCCGGCGGCAAUCGUGACUCUGUUCGUAUCACAUCUCAGAAUAGCUACAACGGCGGUCUCUUUGUCAUUGACGCCUCGAACAUGCCUGUCGGCUGUUCUACGUGGCCCAGUUUCUGGACCGUUGGUCCAAAUUGGCCCUCGGCGGGUGAAAUCGACAUUGUCGAGGGCGUGAAUAACCAGGCGACAAACCAGAUGACGCUUCAUAGUGGCACGGGCCAAGGUUGUACUAUCGGAAAGUCAAAUAGUAGUACCGAUCAGUUUACCGGCCAAGUCCUCGGGACCAACUGUUACAGCACCGAGAAUGCGGACUCAGGCUGCGGCGUUGAGGACACAGACACAAGGUCUUUUGGAUACGGCUUCAACAAUGCGGAGGGUGGUGUCUUUGCACUCCUUUGGGACAACUCCUCUGGCAUGUCGAUGUGGCACUUCGCUCCACCCACGCCUUCCACUUGGGGCACUCCGUCUGGUUUCUGGUCUGCAGACACCUGUGACAUAACAGACAACUUCUACGACCACCAGAUGGUCAUUGACACUACUAUCUGUGGCAACUGGGCAGGUGGUGCCUACUCCAGUUCUGGAUGCCCAGGAACGUGCUCAGAUAUGGUCGCCAAUGCUACUAACUAUGUCGAUGCCAAGUGGAUUAUCAACUAUGUCGCUGUCUACCAAUGA